Scaptodrosophila lebanonensis is the source of this 981-nucleotide messenger RNA. RefSeq names its product vicilin-like seed storage protein At2g18540. The coding region runs from base 1 to 981 and encodes 326 amino acids. The record is from RefSeq and is a predicted model, not a curated record. Lineage: Eukaryota; Metazoa; Arthropoda; Insecta; Diptera; Drosophilidae. The transcript is spliced from 4 exons.
AUGGAUCCAACGGAAUUUCUGGAGCGCACCAAUAAUCGUAACCUCAAGUGCCAAAUUGGUGGCAUGGUAGAGAAGCGUAUGCGCGAGUAUACUGAGGAUUUGGACAGGCGGCGCAUGAUGUUAUCCCAACAGCUGCAGAUGGAAGCUCUGCAGUGGGACGAGGAGCUGGCAUUGUGGUUGCAGGCGAAAGCUGAAGAAGCCGAGAAGCAGCGUCAUGAGUGGAUCCUCUUGGAGCGCAUGAAGCGCGAGCAGGCAGAAGUGGAGUUGCUGAAGCUGAAGCAGCAGCAGCGGGAGAUCGAAAAUUCAGAGGCGCAUCGCCACAGGGAAACCAAAGAGAUUCUGCUGGAAACCAAAUACGCCCAGCUGCAGCAAAUCGAGGAACGCAAAGCUUUGCGCCGCAAGGAGGCGCAGGUGCAGCAGCUGUGGCACGAAGUGUGGCAACGACUAGAUGCCACUCGCGAACAGCAGGCACAAUACGAGCAGAAUCUCCGUCACAUACUCGAAGGCAAUACCCAGUGGGAGAAUGAAAGGCGAGAAGAGGAGCAGCGAGCGCAGCGGGCUGAAGAAACGUUGACCGAACAGCACGAAUAUGCACAGGCAAUGGAAUUAGCUGCCGAGGUUGAAGCCAAACGCAAGGAGGAAGCGCUUAUUAAAGCUCGCAACAAACGCUUGCAACAGUUUUCCGACUUGCAGAAGCAAAUCGAACAGAACCAACAAUUAGCCCAGAAAGAAGCUGAAAGGAGCAAGUCUGAGAACCUGGGCUACAAUAUGCGCGAGGACAUGCAAAUUUAUGAGGACUUGCAGCAAAAAAUAUAUGCCAGGGCACACAACCGCGACUGGCAUCAGAGUUACCUCCAACAUACGGCAGAAGAACGUGCGACCGAGCGUUUAAAGACUUUGCAGCUGGAAAAGGCAUACCAAGGCACGGGUUGUGUUCUAUCCCAGAAGAAGAAACAACCAUAUGGCAAGGAGGUGCGCUAG